AUGGUACAACAGUCAGCAAUAUUUAAUUUACAAGGGCUUUUAUCAGUAUUUUUAUUGUUAAUUUGUACAUGUGCAUAUUUAAGAGGUUUAUUUCCUAGCAUAAUGGACCGUAAUAAAAAAGGGGCUCUUGGAAUUUUUUGGAAAUGUGCCAGAAUAGGUGAAAGAAAAUCUCCAUAUGUGGCAGUCUGUUGUUUUUCGAUGGCAUUUUAUAUUCUUUUUUGCAUGUAAUUAAAUUAAAUAUAUUUAUAAC
Messenger RNA from Chrysoperla carnea, 250 nucleotides. RefSeq names its product protein kish-A (gene ksh). The transcript is spliced from 3 exons. The coding region runs from base 1 to 228 and encodes 75 amino acids. The record is from RefSeq and is a predicted model, not a curated record. Lineage: Eukaryota; Metazoa; Arthropoda; Insecta; Neuroptera; Chrysopidae. Gene Ontology annotation, biological process: protein secretion; intracellular transport.